CACGAGACGUGACGUCGCGCAGGUGACAGGUGUGCCGCCGCCAGCGACAAGAAGAGGUGAUUUUAGAGGCGUUUAAAUGUCGCUGGAGGGUCCUUCAUAGAAACUGACUCAAAUGGAAACGAUGCAACUGCUUUAUUUCAGCGGAUUUUAUAUUUUUGGGUCAUUUUUAUUUUACCCUGCAGAGUCCGAACCGAACCGAGGCCAGCAGCUGCAGCUCCGACCGGGAAUUAAAUCCACAUUUUUAACAUAUUCUGGUUCAGCCUGACAUGGAGUCUGCAGACGGGCAGAGAGGACGGGACGGAGGCAGCCAGAGACGUUCCCCGCUGGACGUCAUCAUGAGUCAGAUCCGCAGGAAACGCUCGGCCUCAGACAGGAAGCCCCUGGGACGCUUCCUGUCACGAACCUCGGACCGGACAGGGAUCCCUGAGGACGCAGAGUCCGAGAACAAAGGACGCAGCCCAGCCUCCUUUUCAGGUGUUUCAGCCUCGGUGGAGAGCGAGAGCGAUGCCGGCUGGGGGAGGCUGCGUGUUUUCCUGCAGAAGCUGGGCAAGAAGGCGGACAGCAGGAGUCUCAGCGUUGCUCACUGCGACCUGACGGCUACAGACCUGCUGGAGCUCGGAUCGUUGCUCCGGUUCCUCCCUCAGCUGGAGGAGAUGGACGUCUCAUGGAAUGAGCUGAUUGGUGGAAGUCUGAUGACGCUGACCUCUCACCUCCAACAUGUGAGUGGGAUCAGGACGCUGAAGCUCUGCAGCUGUCGGCUGAACGCAGACGACGUCGCUGCUCUGGCUGAAGCCGUCGGUUCCGCUCCACUUCUGGAGGUCCUCGACUUAUCCUGGAACAGCGGCGUGGGUGGCGGCGCUUUGCAAAGCCUGCUGGGUAAACUUCCCCCGUCACUGCGGGAGCUCCACCUGGUGGCGUGCCAGCUGACUGCGGCGGACGCUGCAGCUCUGGGAGGAUCGGCGGCUCUUCUGCCGGGACUCCGCCUGCUGGACGUCUCCUGCAACCCUCGCCUCGCACAGGAAGCGGGAGCCGGCGGCUUCAGAGAGCUGGCGGCCGCCCUGAGCCACGCCGCCGCCCUGAGCGCCCUGCGGCUGCAGGGCUGCGGGCUGGACGGCGCCUGCCUCCACGCUCUGGGUACUUCCCUCCGCUGCCUCCCCUCCGUCCGGGAGCUGGACCUGUCCUGUAACAGGGGUCUGGCUGGAGGCCUGAGCCGGCUCACCUGUCACCUGCCUCACCUCACGCACCUGGAGAGCCUCGACCUUCACCUGUGCUGCCUGUCCCAGGCGGACCUGGAGGCUUUAGUCCAGGUGCUGCCCUCUCUGACGGCGCUGACCGAGCUCGACGUUUCGUCCAAUAAGGACGCGGGAGGCGCGGUGCACCUGCUGGUGGCCUCGCUGCCGCCGGCCCGCGUCAGGAGGCUGCCGCUCAGCAGCUGCCGGCUGAACGAGGAGUCCUUCAGAGCCCUGGCCCUGGCGGCGCCGUACCUGCGCAGCGUGGACGUCUCCUGGUGUAAAGUGGUGGGCGGUCGCCUGUCGCUGCUGCUGGACGCCCUGCAGCCGUCCGUCGUCCUGGAGCUGCGGCUCAGCGGCUGCAGCCUCACCGCCGCCGACCUGCAGCACCUAGCUGAUGCGUGCAGACUGGGCCGGUUCUCCGCCCUGCGGGUUCUGGAUCUGUCCUAUAACGGCCCGGUGGGCGACGCCGGCUGGUCGGCGCUGUUUGCAGCCGGAGGCCUGGGCUCUCUGGAGGAGGCGGACGUCAGCCUCCGACCUUUGACCUCCGCUCCCUGCUCGGCCUGGCUGCCGGCGCUGCUCGGUGCGCUGCCCCGGAUGCCGGCGCUGACCCGGCUGGCGAUGCGGCGCUGGACGGCGGGCGAGCAGGAAGGGAAGCAGCUGCAGCACGGCGUGAAGAACCGGAAGAUCCGGCUGGAGUGGGACCCGGAGGUCAGCGACGAUUUAAACCGAUGAGAAACUAAAAUAUGUGAAAUAUAAAGAGAUUCCUCUCAUGCCUGGAA
Molecule: messenger RNA, 2011 nt
Organism: Fundulus heteroclitus (mummichog)
Lineage: Eukaryota; Metazoa; Chordata; Actinopteri; Cyprinodontiformes; Fundulidae
Gene: lrrc31
Product: leucine rich repeat containing 31
Exons: 11
Coding region: 267-1964 (565 amino acids)
Molecular function (GO): protein binding
Source: RefSeq, a predicted model, not a curated record